Molecule: messenger RNA, 1814 nt
Organism: Brassica napus (rape)
Lineage: Eukaryota; Viridiplantae; Streptophyta; Magnoliopsida; Brassicales; Brassicaceae
Product: putative F-box protein At3g23420
Exons: 3
Coding region: 506-1738 (410 amino acids)
Molecular function (GO): protein binding
Source: RefSeq, a predicted model, not a curated record
UUAUUUUUGAAUUUCAACGUCAGUGCGUCACGUCAUAAAGUUUUUUUUUUUUUUAUAACUACGCCACUACAUUAACUUUAUUUAACUCCGUAGCCAUUUGGGCUUUCAAAAGGGCCCAAAUAAUUGCAAAAACAAUGGCCCAUAUAAAACGGGAUACCAGAACAGUGAGUAAAUCACGAUGAACGAACGAAUCACUUGCCUUGGUUGCUUCUCCAAGUAAAAACAUAAACCCUCUUUAAAUCCCCUAGCAUCCACACAAAAACAUUGCUAUCUGAGAAUCUGAUCCUUAAAUCGAAACAAUGGGUAUUGACGAAUUUCAUACUGACGGUGGCCGGAGUAAGGGCCGUGGUGAUGCUACUGAGGAGCGAGGUCAAGCAAUCCGCCACCGUCUUCAAGCGUAACGUCAAGCACAUCCGCCACUGGCUCGAAGAAGAAACUUCAUCCGCCUCCAAAAUCGUAAUAUAUAUCAAGAGGAGAACGAGGACAAGAAGGUUAAAUAGAUUUUAUGAAGAAGAGGAAGAUGUCGGAUCUUCCAAGGGAUGUCGAGGAAGAGGUGCUGUGUCGAAUUCCGUUGACAUCUCUGGGACUUGUCCGAUCUACUUGCAGAAGGUGGAACAUGUUGUCCAGAUGUGAUCACUUAUUUGCAAACAAGCACCUCCUUGCUCAUCUAGCAGCAGAAGCACAGAGGAAGGAGCCUCUUGUGGUUACGAUGAUGAAUUAUAGGGUUGAGUUGAUGAGAUUGGAUCUUUCCAACAGCGAAGACAAAGUUGCUGUUGUAAAUCCUGAAGCUAAACUUGCUGGCCUAGAUCAAAUCGAUGUGCGUGAAAUCUUUCAUUGCGACGGUCUAUUGUUAUGCAUUCCCAAAGAAGACCACUAUAGGCUAUUGGUUUGGAAUCCAUAUUUGGGACGGAGGUGGAUCGAGCACACACAUAAUCACGACUUACUGGACAAACGUCUCUCUGGUCGUUUGGACAGGUACUCGUAUGGUCUCGGAUACAACAAUAGUAGUUCCCAGUACAAAAUCCUGAGAUUUAUUGAUUAUCCCCCAAAUUUCGUUGAGUUCAAAAUCUAUGACUUCAACUCUGAUUCAUGGAGGAUUCUUGAUCUCCCUCCUCGUCCAGACAACUGGAAUAUAAAACUUGGUGAACGCGGGCUAUCUUUGAAUGGCAAUACCUACUGGUUUGCAUCAGAAGCUUUGAAUUUUGAUGCCAUUUGUUUCUUAGUCUGUUUUGAUUUCACAACAGAGACAUUCUCCCCGCCUUUGCCUCUCCCCUUUGAGGCUUUCCCUGACGAUACUUUGAUUCUAUCAUCAUCAUCAUCAUCUAGUGUUGGAGGAGAAUAUCCUCCGCAGCAGCUUGUGGUUUUAUUCCAGUCCGCGGAUACAUUGGAGAUGGAGAUCUGGAUUUCCAAUACGAUUGAGCAGCCCAACGCAGCCAUGUCCUGGAACAGCAAGGUUUUCUUAUCGGCCAAUAUCAAACAACUCAUUCACCCCCGUUAUAAUUUUCUUCGGAAAUCUGCGUGUUUCUUCAUUGACCAGGAGAAGAAAGUCGCGGUUGUUUUUGAUAAAGACGCCCGUAGGGGUGCCGCCACUCGUGAUAUGGCUUACAUCUUUGUUGGAGGAGGAGUGGAUGAUGAUGGAUCAUCCUCCUUGAAACAACAAGUUGUUAAAGAAUCUAAAUACCCAUUUUGUUAUUCACGUGCUUGCUAUUAUGUUCCAAGCUUAGUGCAACUCAACUAGUCCGUCCACCUAUUGUUGUUAUCUCUGUUUGUUUCCUAAGAUUGACUAUUAAGUUUUUGUUUUUUUUUCCAUCCUU